Messenger RNA from Cadophora gregata, 1212 nucleotides. RefSeq lists its product as uncharacterized. The record is from RefSeq and is a predicted model, not a curated record. Gene Ontology annotation, biological process: mRNA splicing, via spliceosome. NCBI's taxonomy places the organism in Eukaryota, Fungi, Ascomycota, Leotiomycetes, Helotiales, Ploettnerulaceae. Bases 1 to 1212 code for a protein of 403 amino acids. The transcript has 5 exons. Gene Ontology annotation, molecular function: mRNA binding; U1 snRNA binding. Gene Ontology annotation, cellular component: precatalytic spliceosome; U2-type prespliceosome; U1 snRNP.
AUGACUGACAAGCUACCCCCAAAUCUCCUCGCUCUAUUCGCACCUCGGCCUCCUCUUCGAUGGGUUCCUCCUUCCGAUCAUCCUGCAGAGGAUAGAAAGACUGCCAACAUCACCGGAGUUGCAUCGUUCAUGCCACAGCUCGAGGAAUACAAGCAAACCGACAAGUACGAGCCGACUGAAUCGUGGCUGCAGAAGAAGGAUCGCAUUAAGGCGGAGAAGAAAGCUGCUCAAGAAGCUCUUCUCAAGAACCCUGCUGCAUACAAGCCCGACGAUGAUCCAAACAUCAGAGGCGAUGCAUUCAAGACCCUGAUCGUUGCGCGACUUAGCUACGAAGCGAACGACCAGGAUAUUGAGCGGGAGUUUUCAAGAUUUGGACCCAUUGAGAGAAUUCGCAUUGUUGUUGAUACUCAUCAAGAUGAGAAGCCAAAUAAGAAGAAAAAGAAGCAUCGUGGAUACGCAUUUGUUGUCUUCGAGCGAGAAAAGGAUAUGAGAGCUGCUCUAGAAAAUUGUGAUGGUAUUCGCAUAAAGGACCGAAGAAUAAAAGUAGACGUACAAAGAGCCAAAACUGUCCGUGGAUGGCUUCCUCGUCGUCUGGGUGGAGGACUUGGGGGCCGUGGGUAUACCAAAGCAGUACCUCCAAGACCAUCUGGACCUGGAUUUGGUGGACCAUCCGGGCCUGGUGGGUUCAGAGGAGGUGGAUUCCGCGGCGGAUUCGACAGAGGCCGAGGGGGAGGCGGUUUCCGUGGAGGCGGAAAUUUCCAGGACCGAGGCGGAUAUGGCGGAGGGGGAGGAGGAGGCAGAGGAGGUAUCGGAUACCAAGGCUCCGGAUUCUCCAGAGGAGGCGGUUAUAACUCCAGCGUUCCAGCCAACGCACCUGCUGGACCUCAAGGUGGCCGAGGUGGUUUCAGAGGCGGCUAUGGCGGCUCUCCCGAUCGUAACAGUUUCCCUGAACGCAAUGGUGGCUCAGGCGGUGGGUAUCCACGUGGAGGAGAUGGCUAUUCUCGUGGUGGAGACAGUCGCUCAUCUUAUGGAGGACCCAGACCAAGCGGAAGCAACAAUGAGCCGGUAAGACCAAGGGAUGGACCCAGGGACGGCCCCAGAGACUACAGAGAUUCCGGAUAUGACCGACCCCGCGAAGAUGAUUCCCGGAAACGUCAAUACGAAAGCAAUGGCUAUGAGGAUAGGGAUCCUCGCAAGCUUAGGAGAUACUAG